Messenger RNA from Pseudo-nitzschia multistriata, 1965 nucleotides. Lineage: Eukaryota; Bacillariophyta; Bacillariophyceae; Bacillariales; Bacillariaceae. The record is from the annotation of a GenBank genome assembly.
UCACAAGUUCAAACAUUGCACCAAUCAAAGAAACAAUCGUCUGUCGUCAUAUUACAAUUUAUCCACUACGAAGAUCCCACGUGAAAGAGAUAUAUAGGUGCCAAAAAAAGAAGCUCAAGUGACGAAUUAGAAAUGCAGAGGACCAAGAGAAAUUGUCCGUGCUGUUCCUUCGAUUUAGAUCUAUUUUUACCAGAUUCGGAAAAGAAAGGGGUAAAGGAAGAAGAUAAGUGCGACGAGGAUGAUAUUGAUUCUCCACUGCUGUCGUCACCACCGAACAUUUCUGAAACGUUCGAUCGGCUCGUGUCUGCAUCCAGUGGCGUGGAAAAUGAAGGCGGAUCACAAAUCAUUAUCGUAGACACCCACGGACACGCACAGCUAGAUCGAGGACGAAACAACGUGUACGAGUUGCAAAUAGCAAGGAACGAAAACAGUGUUAAUCACGAAGAAAGAAAAAAUGAUUUCGGCAGUCGGAACGAAAAUUUCCAUGUCAAGACACUGGCAUGUUCCGUCGAACCAGCCGAUUUUGGCAUCACCUUGAAGUACGCCGCCACAUCGGAUUCUAUAUUGCCGGCACUGGGCGUUCAUCCGUGGUACAUUGAAAACCUUCCCAACUUUGCAUCAAUGACAUCGAGGAAUAUUGACGGUAGUCACGGCGAUGAUCCGGAAAAUAUCGACGAUUUCGACGAAAUUGAUUCAGAAUGGUUGUUGCCGAUGGAAAAACUUUUAAUCGAACAUCCAAAUUGUUUAGUGGGCGAAAUCGGUUUGUGCAAGAUAGCUAAAUGGGUUCGAACACAUCCCGACGGGAAAGCAAGAGCAAUGGGAAUUCAGAAACGAAUUUUCAAAAAGCAAAUGAUACUGGCAGCAAAGUUACGUAGACCGGUUUCUGUCCAUUGUGUGAAUUCACAUGGUAUAUUUGUAGCUGCAAUUAAAGAACUGGUAGAGAUGCAGAAAAAUGAGGAAGACACGGCACGAGCUGCUGACAAUGAAAGACACAGUGGCAGCCGUAGGUUUCUUCUUCCAACAGUCAUAGCAAUGCAUAGUUUCACGGGAACUGCCCACCAUGUGAAAGAGCUGUUGGAAUUAGAAGAUCAGAUUGAUUUUCCAAAUGAUAGGUUUCGGACAGCGAUGGGGAAAAAAAAGGUACCAAAGGACAAAGAAGAGAAAUGCAGCAGAAUCAUGAAAGCUCCGUUAACGUCAACACGACCGCCGUUGUUUUACUUCGGAUUUUCACACACAGUAAACUACGCCAUGUGUACUUCCGAAAAGUCUCGCAAGAAAGGGGUAGAAGCCGUACAAGCGGUCCCGCUCAAUAGAUUGCUGGUUGAAUCUGACGUACACUCGGACGCUGAUGUUGCCGGUGGGACUAUUGGUGCAAUAUCGUAUGUUUCGUGGGCACGUGACAUCCAUCCAAGAGAAAUCGCAUCGGCGACAAGCAAGAAUGGAUCAGUCUUCCUUGGAUCAAUAGGUUCUUCAAAUGGGUUUUAAAUAGGUGCAUUUAUAAUUUUUCUACGGUCCCCCGUAUCGCUCACUAUCACCAGGCAUCCCAAAUUUGCUACCAUCUGCUACUUCUACAGUCGCAAUCAGGUCGCCAAACGGAGGGAGUCCGGUAGCACGUCGAAGAAUUUUUCCAUUUUUCUUCACCGUAAUGGUAAUCCCCUUCUCUAGUACAUCGAAACCCUGGUUCGUUGCGGUUUUAAUAUCAGUGUUCAGAUAAUCGAUCCAUGCGUUGGGACCCUGUGGAAAUGCAACAACAUCGUUAGCCCUAUUGAUGUCAAAAUUGCGAUCGUUUUCUGUAACAGUAGCUUCCACUCCGUCUCUCCAAAAAGCACGUGAAUCACCGACAACAAUAUUCCCGUUUUUAUUCUCUAAAAGGAGAGGAACAAUAACGAAAUCAAUCUCGAGUAGCUUCUCAGGAAGGAUAUUUGUAUCCUUCAACUGGUCGGAAGCUAGAGAUUUAGCUAAAGC